Rhipicephalus sanguineus (brown dog tick) is the source of this 1340-nucleotide messenger RNA. RefSeq lists its product as uncharacterized. The transcript is spliced from 4 exons. Bases 93 to 797 code for a protein of 234 amino acids. The record is from RefSeq and is a predicted model, not a curated record. Gene Ontology annotation, molecular function: GTP binding; GTPase activity. Lineage: Eukaryota; Metazoa; Arthropoda; Arachnida; Ixodida; Ixodidae.
UUUCGGUUCUUCCGGGAGCUUUUCACGCAGAGCACAGAGCGCGUGAUUGCUUCAUGCUGUAGGCUAGGAGUGCUUGCGCGCGAGCUCUUAUCAUGAGCAGUUUAUUCAAACUUACGAACGCAAGUGUGCCGCGUAAAUCAUUUCUUAUCGGAAGCUGCGUGAUUGUGGGUGUGGCGACAUGCUUAACAUUGCGCUACUAUUGGAAACGAAGAUCCCGAAAGUAUUACAGAAACGUCGAGGAAACGUGUGCAGAUGGAGGAAAAAGAAUCCUUGUCUUGGGACUAGACGAUGCUGGCAAAAGUAGCCUCUUAUUACAUUUGUCAAGACCAGAUGCGACGUCGACUCAACCGCCGCCAACUGAAGGCUUCAACGUGGUUUGCAUUAACUCUGAGAACGGUUCAUCUCUAAACUUUUGGGAAUUGGGUGGUUCUGAAACAGUGCGACCUUACUGGCCCAACUUUCUUCACGAUACCAGUGUUCUUGUGUACAUGGUGAACUCUGCUGAUGACCAGCGGCUGCGCUCUUCUGCUCACGAGUUCCGCAGAAUUUUGCAGGAUGAACGUCUGAAAAAUGUGCCGAUUCUUGUGCUUGCCAAUAAACAGGAUCUGCCAGGAGCUAAAAGUGCCGAAGACAUAUCAACUACACUUGGGUUGGAUGAAUUGAAGCAACUCAACUUCAACGUUCACAUUCUGCCUCUGCAGAUGCCAUCAGACUCAAGUUGCCGAAGCACUGUAGCUGAAGCAAAGCACAAAAUUCUUCAGUUGUCACGAGGAUGUAGUCCUACCUUGUCGCUGUGAAUCUUAGCACAUGGUACCUAACCUAGAGUAACUUAUUCUCGCUUAUUGGUGGCAGAGUGCACAGCACAGCUAGAUCUGAUGAGAUUGCAGUUGGCUCUGCUUUCACUGGCUGGGAGCCUUGGGCAUCGCAAUGCAGAAUUGGGCCACUUGCCAGAAUGUGAUGCUUUAAUCUAGAGUACAAAUGGUGCAGGCAGCUUCAGCUGAGUAGUGUACUGGUUACACAUUCUACUAGCCAAGUACUGUCGUAUGAAGCAUAGGCUGUGAAUUACAAAAACCUAGCCCCUCAGUUUCCCUUGUUCAUAGCCAAGUUCUCUGCAUUCGGCUAGUGAUUAGAAACGCACAUAAGUGCCAUCCAAGUAGUUCAGAUUAUUUUUCUACCAUUCCACUUUUUGUAUGCAAGUACUGGUCGCUUCAACUUGCUUUUACAAAUGGCAGCUUUGCAAAGUUACUGAAGUUGUUAUGUUCCAAUUUAUGUAUAUUUGGCCCAAGCUUACUUAACUGUGAUGAGCACUUCACUUGAAAUAAAUUAUCUUGGGUCUGAAG